AUGUCUUCAUCACCAGGGAGUCAGACGAAUUUCCCCAGCUCUACAUUCGACGACAACGAUAACGAUGCUCGCGAUUUGCCAGACAGCCAUGACGGACUAAAUAUUCCCUCGUCUGUACCACCAGCACAUCGGUCUUCACCGCCACCGUCAUCGAUGGGAGGACUGUAUGGGGACGAUACGGGUCCCAGUGGUCAGUCUGGUGCUACCCCAUUGUUUCCAAGCUCCUCAAUGGGCACUGCCAAUCGGAAUUCGCAGCCAAAUCAAAUGUACAGUAGUGAGAGCUUUGCAAGAGAGCGAAAUGAUAAUGAGGGCGAUUUUGAAGACGACGAUUUGCCUCUGGACGGUGUGAGGAGGCGAAAUUUGAAUACUAUAAGGAAAGUCGACGAUGUUACAGGUGAAAAAGUACGCGAAGCGUUUGAACAUUUCUUGGAAGACUUCACUUUUGAGUCCUCCGAAGACGAUGACCAGAACCAGGGUCCAGUCAGGGCAUAUCGGUCUCAAAUUCAGUUUAUGAAGAUCUACGAUCUCAGUACCAUCUAUAUCGACUACCAGCAUCUCUCCACUCGAGAAAAUGGAGUUUUGGCCGCGGCCAUUGCAGAACAGUAUUACCGUUUCAUGCCCUUCCUUCAAAAGGGCCUGAAAAGGGUCAUCCGUAAAUACGCCCCAGACCUUCUGUUGACGUCCGAUUCGGUGGUAGGGUCUCAAAACACUGAAAAUCUAAACACACAAACUUCUGCAGGCUUCGACUCUUUGCCCCAAGAUAGCCAGUCUACAGGUGCAACAGGCAACAGAACCGGAAACUCUAGCUCCGGACUUGCCACGGGUGGAUCCACUACCAGCUCGCCAGAACAGGCCGAGCGCGUGUUUCAAAUUAGCUUUUUCAACUUACCAACAGUACAUCGGAUCCGUGACGUGAGAGCCGAGAAAAUCGGCUCUUUGAUGACGAUCUCUGGAACAGUAACUAGAACGUCAGAAGUUCGCCCUGAGCUUUUCAAGGCUAGUUUCACCUGUGAGAUGUGUCGUGCAGUGGUUGACAAUGUCGAACAGGUUUUCAAAUAUACCGAGCCUACUUAUUGUCCAAAUCCUUCUUGCGAGAAUCAGGCGUUUUGGACUCUCACAAUCGGGAGGUCGAAGUUUCUAGAUUGGCAGAAAGUUAGAAUUCAAGAGAAUGCUAACGAAAUUCCCACAGGCUCUAUGCCGCGGACAAUAGAUGUGGUACUGCGAGGAGACUGUGUUGAGAGAGCCAAGCCAGGUGAUAGAUGCAAAUUUACUGGUACCGAAAUUGUGGUCCCUGACAUCACUCAAUUGGGGCUGCCUGGCGUUAAACCCAGCGGGUCCGCGGAUAACAGAGGCAUGGCAAGAAGCUCGGAGGGCCUUAACACAGGUGUCAGUGGAUUGAAAACCUUAGGUGUUCGCGAUUUGACAUAUAAAAUCAGUUUUUUAGCCUGCCAUGUCAUAUCCACAGGACAGAACAGCGGCCCAGGAUCAAACAACCACGAAGAAAAUUCAGACUUGCUCAACAUGCAGAGUAUUAAUGUCGAUAAUGAUGGAGAAAGAGACCAGGAAGUAUUUUUGAACAGUUUGAAUUCCCAGGAGAUCAAUGAACUUAAGGAAAUGGUUAAAGACGAGCAAAUCUACGAUAAACUGGUGCGAUCAAUUGCACCUGCGGUGUUCGGUCAUACAACCGUUAAGAAGGGUAUCCUGUUGCAAAUGCUGGGCGGGGUUCAUAAGACCACCGUGGAAGGAAUCAAUUUAAGAGGUGACAUCAACAUUUGCAUUGUGGGAGAUCCAUCGACAUCCAAGUCUCAAUUUUUGAAGUACGUGUGUGGAUUUGCUCCAAGAGCUGUGUAUACAUCUGGUAAAGCCUCGUCUGCAGCGGGUCUGACCGCGGCAGUGGUGAAGGACGAAGAAGCCGGAGACUUCACCAUCGAGGCAGGUGCUCUUAUGCUGGCAGACAAUGGUAUCUGCGCCAUUGACGAGUUUGAUAAAAUGGACAUUUCCGAUCAGGUUGCUAUUCAUGAAGCUAUGGAGCAACAGACUAUAUCGAUCGCUAAAGCGGGUAUCCAUGCCACGUUAAAUGCGCGGACGUCAAUUUUGGCCGCAGCGAACCCGGUGGGAGGGCGUUACAACCGGAAGUUAACACUGAGGGGAAAUCUUAACAUGACGGCACCUAUUAUGUCGCGGUUCGACCUUUUUUUCGUGGUGCUGGACGACUGCAACGAGAAGAUCGACACUGAACUUGCCGCGCACAUCGUGGACCUCCACAUGAAGCGAGACGACGCCAUCGAUCCUCCGUUCACCCCAGAUCAGCUGAGACGGUACAUCAAGUACGCCAGGACUUUCAAGCCAAUCCUAAAUCAGGAAGCCCGCGCGUACCUGGUGAACAAAUACAAAGAAUUGCGGAAGGACGAUGCGCAGGGCUUCAGCAAGUCGAGCUACAGGAUCACUGUGAGACAGCUGGAGAGUAUGAUCAGACUGUCGGAGGCUAUUGCUAGGGCCAACUGUGUGGACGAGAUCACGCCCAACUUCGUGGCCGAGGCCUUCGAGUUGUUGCGACAAAGUAUCAUCCGCGUGGACGUGGAGGAUGUCGAUGUCACUGGAGAGUCCGACGACGAAAACGAAGUCGCUGCUCAGAGGGACUCUUAUGAGAGUCCCGAGAGUCGUCCUGAAGGCCCCUCCGAAAACCGUGACGAAAACCGUCCUGAAAACCGUCCUGGCGCGCGCGAUACCGCGUCCAGAGACAAAGUCACUAUUUCCUACGACAAAUACGCGGCCAUGAUCAAUCUGAUAGUCCAGAAAGUCGCCCAAGAGGACCGCGACGGCGGUGCAGAGCUCACCGCCGCCGAUAUCGUUGAUUGGUACCUACUCCAGCGUGAAGCAGAACUCAACAGCGAGGCAGAAUACUGGCAAGAGCGCAAGCUGGCCUUCAAGGUCGUCAAGAGACUCGUAAAGGACAAGAUUCUCAUGCAAGUGCAUGGAAACAUGCAAGCGUUGGCUGAGCACGAGUCGGCUCAUCCUACAUCCGAAAAGAUUGUCUACGUUAUCCAUCCAAACUGUGCUGUUCUCGACAACAUUGUGGGUUCGUCUAACGAACAACAGCGGUAA
Molecule: messenger RNA, 3105 nt
Organism: Lachancea meyersii CBS 8951
Lineage: Eukaryota; Fungi; Ascomycota; Saccharomycetes; Saccharomycetales; Saccharomycetaceae
Source: the annotation of a GenBank genome assembly